Messenger RNA from Diospyros lotus (date-plum), 576 nucleotides. RefSeq lists its product as uncharacterized. The record is from RefSeq and is a predicted model, not a curated record. The transcript has 2 exons. The coding region runs from base 6 to 521 and encodes 171 amino acids. Lineage: Eukaryota; Viridiplantae; Streptophyta; Magnoliopsida; Ericales; Ebenaceae. Gene Ontology annotation, molecular function: zinc ion binding.
UUAAGAUGGCGUCCGAUUUAGAAAUGGGUGAAAUUUCAAUCAACUCUUCAACCUCGCAUCAAGGAAUCAUGUGUGAGCAUGGUGUGCCAAUUCGGAGCUAUACUUCAUGGACUAAAUCUAAUCCUGGAAGGAGAUUCUUGCGAUGUCGAUUCUGGAAGGAUGAUGAUUGCAAAUGGUUUCAAUGGAUCGACGAUGAACGAACCAGUCGUGAGAAAGCAUUAUGCGGAGUUUUGCUGGAUAUUUUAGAUCGGAACAAGAUAGAAAAAGAAGCAAAUGAGAGAUUACUUCAAGAACAAGUGAGGGCUUUUGAAGAAAAAGCUUUAAGGAGAAAACAAAAGAUAUUGAAGCUUAAGAAAGACUAUAGAUAUAUAAUGGAAGAGAACCUUCAAUUGAAAUUAAAGUUUCAAUUGAAAAUGAAAUUUGUUAGGGUUUUAAUAGUGUUAGGAUUGAGUUAUUUUUUGUGGAUUGUAUUGGUAACGGAAAAUAACAGUAGUAGAUUUAGGUAUUUGGCUUUAUUGUAAAAUAUUGUCUAUGUUAGCAAAACUUUGUUUGUUAUGGGAUUGUUUAGCUUCUAAG